Messenger RNA from Mycena indigotica, 360 nucleotides. RefSeq lists its product as uncharacterized. The record is from RefSeq and is a predicted model, not a curated record. Bases 1 to 360 code for a protein of 119 amino acids. Lineage: Eukaryota; Fungi; Basidiomycota; Agaricomycetes; Agaricales; Mycenaceae. The transcript is spliced from 3 exons.
AUGCCGAACCUUCAAUUUGGCACGCCGCGGCCCCACACAACAUCGUGUGAAAUCAGUGUCUCGUUGAACCCACACAUCGUUGUUCACAACGUUCACAGGUCUUCCCUCGAGAAAAGCAAUAUGUUCCCUCCUGAGACACGGGUUGCUCUACGAUCAGAGCUCACUCUCACAAACCCUCAAAAUUUCGACGAAACAAUUACCUUGUUGCAAGGGACCAAAGGUUCCAUCGUCACGGUCCAUGGUCAAAGUGGGGGUCGACCAAGCAAAGAUCGUCAGGACGGAGCAGUCCAGUACUCUGUUAAGUUUGACGACUACCCAGUCAAGUUCACGAUCCAUCAUGCUGAGCUCAUUGCAUUGUGA